This is a messenger RNA of Leptopilina boulardi, 3633 nucleotides long. Its product is annotated as zinc finger protein 569-like. Gene Ontology annotation, cellular component: nucleus. Gene Ontology annotation, molecular function: zinc ion binding; RNA polymerase II cis-regulatory region sequence-specific DNA binding; DNA-binding transcription factor activity, RNA polymerase II-specific. The record is from RefSeq and is a predicted model, not a curated record. Gene Ontology annotation, biological process: regulation of transcription by RNA polymerase II. Bases 109 to 2511 code for a protein of 800 amino acids. The transcript is spliced from 3 exons. NCBI's taxonomy places the organism in Eukaryota, Metazoa, Arthropoda, Insecta, Hymenoptera, Figitidae.
GAGAUACAACCUAAUUAGAAAAUGGCGCAGCAACAAAGGGGCCUUCUAAACGUUUGUUGAACACGUUCAACAGCAUCAGUGAGUUUUGUGGAAAAAUACUUUAUUAUAAUGGAAGUGGAAGAUAAAAGUGAAAUUAUAAACAUUAGAAGUGAAAUAGACAAUUCUCAACAACAAUGCAGAAUAUGUUUAAAGUCAUAUUCUUCUACAUGGGAUUUAUUUCAAGAUGGGAAAAAUGUUAUUCGCAAGUUGAUUGCUUUUGCCAAUGUACAGGUGGAAGAAGGUGACGGUUUACCUUCCAUCAUAUGUAUCGAUUGCCGACAACUUAUUGAUAUUGCUUAUGAAUUUAAAUGUCAAGUCGAAAAUUCUGAUAUCAAAUUAAGAAAUGCAUUUUUAACAAAAGAAACAUCAUUAUCGUUAACACAUUCAAUUAACAAGGUAAUAUCAGACGCAAUAUCAGAUGAAUUUUCACAAAAACCAAUUCCAUGUAACAUUGAAAAUCGUAGUUUACCACUUAAUGAUAUUAGUUCAAAAAUUGAUCAUUUCUCAGUACAUUCUAAUGAACAAUCAGUUUCAUCAUCUUUAAAUAAUUCAACAAAUAUAAUUGAAUUUGAUAUCAAUGAAACUUGUGAAGAGAAACAUGAACCUGAAGAAAAUUUCAUUUAUCGUGAUAAUGAGAAAUUAAAUAUAUCCGAAACAUUACAAGAAGAUGACAAUUCAUCAAGAAUUGAUGACAAUAUACAUGAAAAUAAUGAAAGUAAUUUGGAUAUUAAUUUUGAGGAUGAUUAUGUAAAAAUUGAAGAAACAGAAAAUCGAUUAGAAUUUACAAAUGAUAAAAUUGAAAAAAUCGAAACAAUUGAUGAUAAUAUCAAUGAAAAUUGUAAUGAUUUUGAUGAUGAGGAAACGCCAUUAAUAUGUCGUACACAAAGAUUAAAAUGUCCUAAAUGUAUAAAAUUAUUUUCUACUCGUACGGCAUUAGAGAAACAUGUUAUAAUGCAUAAAUCAAAAACGAAAUUACGCUAUGUUUGUUAUAUGUGUGAAAAACAAUUUUCACACGUGGGAAAAUUAAAAAGUCAUUAUCAAGAUGUUCAUGAGAAAAAUAAGGACGAUGAAAAAUUUGAUAAAAAUGAAAUUAACAAUAAACAAAAUGAAAAAGAAGAAAAUUCAUCAUCGUCAUCAUCAUCAUCAGAAAAAAAAUCAUUGAAAUUUUCUUGUAAAGUUUGUUCAAAACAAUUUACUUAUCAUAAAUCAUUUAUAUCGCACGCUAAAAUUCAUCACGAAUAUAAUAAUACAGAUGAAUUAAUAAAUGAAUCAUUUCCAUCGAAAGAUAUUGAGAGUUCAUCAAAAUCAAAAGAUAUUGAAACAGAUGAUGAUGAAAUGCUCUCUGAAGGUUUACAAUGUACAAAAUGUGGUAAACUAUUUGCAACAAAAAGAAAUUUAAAACGACAUCUAUUAACUCACACUGGUUUAAAAUACAAUUGUCCAAUGUGCGGUAAGGAAUUUUCACGUGUUGAUAAACUAAAAGAACACGAACAAUCGAAACAUAAAGAUGAAUUAUUUGGUGAAUUGUCAGAAGAUGAUUUUGAUGGCAGUGCUGAUAAUGAUAAUAAAUCAUCAGAUCAUCAGGAAAAUAGAAAAAAGGAAAAAUACAACAGACCUCAUCAAUGUAAUCUUUGUCCAAAAGCUUUUGCUCAGCCACAAUCAUUGGCUAAUCAUAUGGAGCGUCAUAAACGUGUAAAAGACACGCAAAAACGAUUUUUAUGCGAGGUUUGCAGUAAAUGUUUUGCACAAAGUGGUUCAUUGGUUGCACAUAUGCGCACUCAUACUGGCGUUAAACCAUAUGUUUGUAAUGUUUGUACAAAAGCAUUUACAAAAAGUACUUAUUUGCAAUUACAUUUACGUACACAUAGCGGUGAGAAACCUUAUAUUUGUCAAUAUUGUAGUAGAGCAUUUGCCCGUGCCAAUACAUUGGCAAGACAUAUAACAAUGCAUACUGGUGAAGCAAAAUAUCAUUGUCAAAUUUGUAUGAAAUCAUUUAGACGUUUAACAUCGCUCAAUGAACAUACAUAUACGCAUACUGGCCAAAGACCAUAUGCAUGUAAAAUAUGUGCAAAACGAUAUAAUAAUGCUGGUUCAUUGUAUGCCCAUACAAAAAAAUGUAAAUCCCAACAACAAACAACAAAUAUUCAACAAAUUUAUCCAAUUAAUAAUGAAUCAAUUAAUGAAAAUAAUUUACAAACAAAUAAUUUAUCAUCAUCAUCAUCAUCAUCAGUGGUAUCUCAAUCUAAUCAAUUAAUUUCAUCGUCACAAAUUUAUACACAAAAGAAAUUAAUAGAAAAUGCCACUGUAACACAAUCAAUUCCAACGCCACAAUUUAUGAUUGCCAAUGUUCAUAAUCAAAAAUCAAUGACAAACAAUAUUAUUCAAUCGUUCCCUGUUGAAGAUCCAAAUCUUUAUGCCAUGAGUACAAAACAAUUUAAAAAUCCCUAUUACACAAUUUAUCCUAAUAUGUAAUUAUUAAAAAAAAAAAAACACUAAAACUAAUUUUUUAGAAUUCGAAUUUAAUGGAAUUUUAUUCUGUAGAAUAUUAUUACUUUUGCAGUAUGUUAAUUUAAAAGAAUCUUAAUUUUGCAAAAAAAAAAUUGUACGGAAUAUUCAAUUUGUUCGAAUUUUCAUUUUAAAGAAUUUUUAUUCGAAAAAAUUAAUUAGCCAUAAAUUCAAUUUGAUUGUAUCUCAAUUAGUGCGAAAUGUUGUUUCAUUGAAUAUUUAUUAUCCUGAUUAGUAAUUCAAAAGAAUUUUAAUUACACCAGACAGAAAAUUAGAAAGAAUAUUAAUUUUACAGAAAAUGCAAAUGAUUGAAAAUUAAUAAACAGAAUUAUUUUGAGACUAAUUUUAAAAUUGAACAACUAACAAUUUUUGUGUUAAUUUCUGAUUGGUGAAAUUUCAAAAUUUGUUCAAAAUAGUUGUAUUAAAUUGAUUAUUUUCAUUUUCUGUAAAAUUAAUAUUCUUUCUAAUUCUCUAUCUGUGCAAUUAAAAUUCUUUUGAAUUAUUAUUAAUCUGCAAAAUUAAUAUUCUUAUGAAAUAACUUUUUAAUUGAGAUUCGAUCAAAUUAAUUUUAAUCUAAAUAAAAAUUCUGCAACAUUAAUAAUCGAUUAAAUGUAAAUUUUGUAAAAUGAAAAUUUAAAUGAAAAUGAAUAUUUUGUAAAAUUAGAAUUAUGUAGAAUUAAAAUUCUGUACAAUUUUUUUUCUCUGCAAAAUUAAAAUUCUUAUAAAUUACUAUUAUGCAAAAAUAAUCUUCUACAGAAUAAAAUUCUAUGAAAACAUAAUUCUAAAAAAUUAGUUUUAGUGCUUAUUCAUGUAUCCCUUAUUUUUUGAGGUGAAAAAAAACUUCAAUUUACUAUUCAAGUAUUGUUUCCCAAGUUCUUCUUUUUUUCAUUAAAAUUUUCAGUUUUUGAAACAAUUUUUUGUAAAAUAUUCAAAUUUUUUGAUAUUUUCAUAAAUAAGAAAAUAUCUGCCCGAUAGAUAUAUAUUUUUUUUUGUAAUGAUGGAUUAUUUAAAUUAUUUUUUCUUCUUUAAAUUAUCAUUUAUUUCAUACUUUUUUUUUAGUAUUUUUCUAAAAUAAAAAGAAAAUACGCU